This is a messenger RNA of Periophthalmus magnuspinnatus, 1842 nucleotides long. RefSeq names its product tubulin, epsilon 1 (gene tube1). Lineage: Eukaryota; Metazoa; Chordata; Actinopteri; Gobiiformes; Gobiidae. Bases 167 to 1579 code for a protein of 470 amino acids. The transcript is spliced from 12 exons. The record is from RefSeq and is a predicted model, not a curated record. Gene Ontology annotation, cellular component: cytoplasm; microtubule. Gene Ontology annotation, molecular function: GTP binding; structural constituent of cytoskeleton. Gene Ontology annotation, biological process: microtubule cytoskeleton organization; mitotic cell cycle.
AUGCGUUUCCAUGGUAAAACGUCAUCACAACUCGACCGAAGGUGCAGAAGCGGUAGGCGCGCAAAAGUUUGCAGAUAUAUAAUUAUAUUUUAAUUAAAGAUAAUGACAUGAGUAACAAAAUGGGGGAGUAGCUCUUCUGCCAGGAUUUUAAAAGUAUGGUGCUAACAUGACGCAGUCAGUCGUUGUCCAGGUGGGGCAAUGUGGAAACCAGGUCGGCUACAGAUUCUGGGAUCUGGCAUUGAGAGAACAUGCUUACGUUAACAAAAAAGGACUGUAUGAUGAAGCUAUAAGCAGUUUUUUCCGAAAUGUGGAUUCUAGGCACAGCUGUAGUGUCAGUGUUGGUGAGAGAAUCCAUCAGCUGAAGGCCAGGGCCGUGUUGGUGGAUAUGGAGGAGGGUGUGGUCAAUCAGAUCCGGCAGGGGCCACUCAAGGAUGUGUUCGACAGCACACAGCUCCUGACUGAUGUGUCUGGCUCUGGCAACAACUGGGCAAUGGGCUACAUGACAUAUGGCUCUGCAUACAGAGAACAGAUCAUAGAAAAGCUCAGAAAGAUGGCUGAGCACUGUGACUGUCUGCAGUGCUUUUUCCUCAUCCAUUCAAUGGGAGGAGGAACAGGUUCAGGCCUUGGCACCAGAGUCUUGCGCCUUCUAGAGGAUGAGUUUCCUGAAGUGUGCCGAAUAGUGACGUCUGUUUAUCCAUCGGAGGAGGACGAUGUAGUUACCUCUCCCUACAACAGUGUCCUGGCCAUGAGGGAACUGAGCGAGUAUGCAGACUGUGUCCUGCCUGUGGAGAACCAGUCUCUGAUGAACAUAGUGAACAGAAUCAGACGCUACAGUGGAAAAACAGGGUCAGCGGUGAGAAUGGACAGCACUGUCAUUUCAGGCCAUGGGGGGCUGUCAACUGGUGAGAAGCCCUUUGACGCCAUGAACAACAUUGUGGCCAACCUCCUUUUGCAUGUGACCAGCUCUGCACGCUUCCAGGGCUCACUCAACAUGGAUCUGAACGAAAUUCCAAUGAACCUGGUGCCCUUCCCACGGCUGCACUACCUGGUCCCCAGUCUCACUCCACUCUACAGCUUGGCAGAUGUUAGCAUGCCCCCCAGGAGGGUGGACCAGAUGUUCAGUGAUGCCUUCAGUAAAGAGCAACAGCUGAUUGGAGCCGAGCCGAGGCACAGUCUGUACCUGGCCUGUGCCCUCCUGCUACGGGGAGAUGUGGGAGUGUCAGACCUGCAGAGGAACAUCCAGAGACUGAGGCCCACAUUGCCCUUCGUCUGGUGGAACCAAGAGGGCUGGAAGGCGGGUCUGUGUUCUGUACCCCCCUUUGGACACACCCACUCCCUGCUGGCUCUGGCCAACAACACAUGCCUCAAAGCGACCUUUAGCCGACUCAAGGAGCGCUUCAUGAAGCUCUACAGGAAGAAGGCUCACCUUCAUCACUACCUGCAUGUGGAGGGACUUGAGCAGAGCACCUUCUCAGAAGCUGUUUCUUCUCUAAGCUCACUCAUCGCAGAAUACCAACAACUGGACAACACCAAAGACAGAGUGAUACCCAACGCUCCUCGGCUUAGUAUUGCCACAUGAGUGUGUGUAUAUAAUAUAGAAUAUAUAAAAUUACUACUUAAGUUUGUGCCUUCAAGUCUGUCCUACACAUUGCAUGAACUUAACUGUUCUUUUCCCUACACAAAUCUUCUUUUGGCUCUAUAAUAAGGGCCUCCAGCCUGGCAGCUUAAAUUUGCAUUACAUCCUUUAACCUUCCCAUCUGUUUGGAGUGCCUAAAAACACCAGGAACACGUUCAUUAAAAUGUUUGACAUAAUUUUUAAUAAAUAUUGGGAAAAUGAGCCUC